Messenger RNA from Lobosporangium transversale, 859 nucleotides. Its product is annotated as Acireductone dioxygenase ARD family. Gene Ontology annotation, molecular function: acireductone dioxygenase [iron(II)-requiring] activity. Lineage: Eukaryota; Fungi; Mortierellomycota; Mortierellomycetes; Mortierellales; Mortierellaceae. The transcript is spliced from 6 exons. The coding region runs from base 94 to 624 and encodes 176 amino acids. The record is from RefSeq and is a predicted model, not a curated record.
CAAACUCGGACAUUAGCUUUUUAUUUUAUUUUAUUUUAUUUUUUUUGCACUCCUUCUUUUAACGUUAAUAACCUAUCAACCACACCUUCAACUAUGCGCGCUUAUCUUUACGACAACCUUGACACUGACUGCAGACUGCCUCAUGAGCUUGAGCCUUCGGUUCCUGUCUCGGCUGAAGAAUUAGCAGCUUCCGGAGUCCUUUAUUGGAAGUUACAGGACGAGAACUUUGAGGAGCAAAUCGACAAAAUCUGUGAAGAACGUAACUACAAGAACCGUGACCAGAUUACGGUUUCCAAGGAAGGUCUCGGUGCCUUGUUUGACGAGAAGAUCAAGACGUUUUUCGCAGAGCAUUUGCAUGAGGACGAAGAGAUUCGUGCAAUUCUUGAAGGCACUGGAUACUUUGAUAUCAGAGAUAGACAGGAUCGUUGGGUUAGAAUUAAAGUUGAAGCUGGUGAUUUAAUUGUUUUGCCCGCUGGCAUCUAUCACCGCUUCACUCUCGAUACCAACAACUACCUCAAGGCUAUGCGUCUGUUCAAGGAGGAUCCUGUUUGGACCCCUCUUAAUCGUCCAUGUGAUGAAAACCCACACCGCAAGGCCUAUCUCGAGGUCAUUGCCGCCAAUUAAAAAGAGAGGGUAUUUAAACAUUGAGAAGAUUAAGUGCUUUCUUGGUAGAGCUAUUUUUUCUUCUUUUCUUUUCUUUUCAAAUCACUACCCUAGUCCCCCACUCUAUUUUUGCACAUAUUCAUCCAGCUGUAAGCUGUAAGGCAUUUAACUUUGCGGACAAAAAUAUAAUAAAAAAAUAUAUCAUGUCAGCAACUGAAAGCGACAUCGUGUAGCUGUUUGAUCAAUCUCCCAAUCU